AUGCACAGCAGUACUCCAUCAUUAAAUAGAAGUGGUAUAUACGAGAUCAGGCCUGAGCAGGGCCUGAAGGCACAGGGGAUAGUCACCAAGUUAAUUCUUUUCAAAGAAGAGGAAGACACUGGGGUAUUUCACAAAGAAGAUAUGAUAGUUGGUCUGAACAAGUCAGCCCUGGCAUUCAUCCGUCAUCACGCCAGGAGCAAGUUUCCCUCUGGUGUGAAAUAUGAUGAGAAGUGCCUGCAAAAUUUGAUCAAGAGCCUAUGCAGCAUCCCCUUCAAUCUGAUCCAGUCUCAGUGUCAGAAAAUGCAUACCAAGGUCUUUGUCAAGAGUGCCAGCAUUGCCUUCGAGUUGAAGAAAGUCAACAGCAUGAUUUGCAAUGAAGAUAACGGAAGGAUGUCUCUCUUUGUCAGCCCCUCUACCCUACCCUACUCUGAGCAGAAGGGGCUAAAGUCAGGAAAAGUGAAACUCAUAAAGGUGACCAAGAUCAAAGGAUAUGAAGUCCCCCAGCAAGCUCUUGACCACCAGAGACUCCACUCAGGUCCACAUAUGAGUGACAGCAGUAAUUCUAGGGCAGACGUGAUGACCCAUGAUAUUGAAAUGGGGCCAAAUCUUAGGAACUGCAUGGCUGAAUCCCUGCAGAUCCAUGAAGAGAAUGCGCCCAAGCUUUUGUCCUUCAACUCGAGCAACAACACAUCCUUCAAGCUGGUUGGCCUGCCCAACACCAUGCAGAAGGCCCCCAACCUCAAGAGCCUGAACCUCUCCAAAAAUGAGGUUAAGUCUGAAGGGGAGUUGGACAAGGUGAAAGCGCUGGAGUCAGAAGAGAUGUGUGCAGACAGAAACCCUCUGUGCACCACCUUCCCAGAUAAGUCCACCAACAUAAGCUCCAUCCUGGAAUUGUUCCCCAAGUUAUUACACCUGGACAACCACGAGGUACCCCUACCCAUUGUCUUUGGCAUUGAAGCAUCCAAGAAGUUACCAGUCUGCAGGGUGAGGAGGUAUUACUGGGUCUAUGACUAUGGGGACAGGCUGGGUCUCCUGGAUGCUUACCAUGACGAGGCCUGCUUCUCGCUGACCCUUCCCUUCAACCCUGAGGACCUGAUUCCAAGCUGCUUGGACAAAUACUCUAAGGGGAGCAGGAAUAUAAAGAAGCUCAAGGACCCCGUCCUGCGGGUUCAGUUGCUGAAACACACAAAACAUGACAUUGUUGACUCCCUCAGUGUAUUGCCCAGAACCGAGCAUGACAUCAGCUCCUUGGUGGUGGACAUGUGUGUCCAGACGGUGAGCACCUGCUUCCUCCCUGAUGCUGGCCCAGAGGGCAGAGUGGAAGGAAUGUGUCAGGCUCAUGUUCGUGCCUUCACCCGGAUCUUCAUUGCUACUCCUUCCAGCAACUUCAGCCUAUGCAUCGUGAAUGACCAACUGUGUGUGAGGGACAGCAGCCCCAUAGAGACCCAGGGUGCCUUCUUCACCCCAGUGCCCACACCUCCUCCAGCUCUCUACCCACCCUCUCCCAGCAGCAGCAGGAAAUGGUGGCAGCGUUCACUGCCCAGUCUGGGAUGA
This is a messenger RNA of Loxodonta africana (African savanna elephant), 1554 nucleotides long. RefSeq names its product nuclear RNA export factor 2-like. Gene Ontology annotation, cellular component: nucleus; cytoplasm. Gene Ontology annotation, biological process: poly(A)+ mRNA export from nucleus. The record is from RefSeq and is a predicted model, not a curated record. Gene Ontology annotation, molecular function: protein binding; RNA binding. The coding region runs from base 1 to 1554 and encodes 517 amino acids. Lineage: Eukaryota; Metazoa; Chordata; Mammalia; Proboscidea; Elephantidae. The transcript is spliced from 16 exons.